AUGGAUUUCCCCUGGCAAAACAUUCGAAUGUCCGAGUGUUCCUCGAGCGUCCUGUCCCGACUUGCGCGACCUGCACCUCUACAUCUAGAACCAUUGGACGGGACCGACCAUCGAGACCUGGGGCAUCCUCACCCUGUGAGAGGCGCAAUUCGCUCACUGAGUCAAGGUCAAUACAAUUCGCCCAAGGUCUACCGGGGCGCCGGAAAAACAGGCCCUGGAAUGUGUGGGCAAAGUAGGACAUGGUAUCACCGGCUCCUAAGCCUGAGAACAUACCCAAUCGCCAUCGAAAGGGCCAAGCGUGUUCUGACGGAGGUCCCGAUGGACGUUCCCCUGGGAUCUGCAACCUGA
Penicillium chermesinum is the source of this 348-nucleotide messenger RNA. RefSeq lists its product as uncharacterized. The coding region runs from base 1 to 348 and encodes 115 amino acids. NCBI's taxonomy places the organism in Eukaryota, Fungi, Ascomycota, Eurotiomycetes, Eurotiales, Aspergillaceae. The record is from RefSeq and is a predicted model, not a curated record. The transcript has a single exon.